Molecule: messenger RNA, 1137 nt
Organism: Lipotes vexillifer (Yangtze River dolphin)
Lineage: Eukaryota; Metazoa; Chordata; Mammalia; Artiodactyla; Lipotidae
Gene: COQ10A
Product: coenzyme Q10A
Exons: 5
Coding region: 1-732 (243 amino acids)
Biological process (GO): cellular respiration
Cellular component (GO): mitochondrion
Molecular function (GO): ubiquinone binding
Source: RefSeq, a predicted model, not a curated record
AUGGCCUCGGCAGGCGCGCGGCGACUCCCGGCCGCGACGCGCGCGGCGGCCAGGGGCUGCAGCGGCCUCUCGCUGCGCCCGGCCCCGCCCCUGGUCCCUCCGCGACCGCCGGGACCAAUGAGAUUUCUGAUCUCCUGCAGCCUCUUCUUGCCCCGGGCUGCCCAGGUCUUGGCGGCUGAGGCUGGCUUACCUCCCAGCCGUUCCUUCAUGGGCUUUGCUGCCCCCUUCACCAACAAGCGAAAGGCUUACUCCGAGCGUAGGAUCAUGGGGUACUCAAUGCAGGAGAUGUACGAGGUGGUAGCCAAUGUCCAGGAGUAUCGUGAGUUUGUGCCCUGGUGUAAGAAGUCUUUGGUGGUAUACAGCCGCAAAGGUCACCUGAAGGCCCAGUUGGAGGUUGGCUUCCCGCCUGUUAUGGAACGUUAUACUUCUGCUGUUUCCAUGGUCAAACCUCACAUGGUCAAGGCUGUUUGCACCGACGGCAAGCUCUUCAACCACUUAGAGACCAUUUGGCGGUUCAGUCCUGGUAUUCCUGCCUAUCCCCGAACUUGCACUGUGGACUUCUGGAUUUCCUUUGAAUUUCGUUCUCUGCUGCACUCCCAGCUGGCCACCAUGUUUUUUGAUGAGGUUGUCAAACGGAAUGUCACUGCCUUCGAGCGCCGGGCAGCAACCAAGUUUGGUCCAGAAACAGCCAUCCCCCGUGAACUGAUGUUCCAUGAGGUGCACCAAACUUGAGGCAAAGGAUUGUUCCCUAGCCUCACCUCUCCUCUCCCUCCUCACCCAAUUCUCUUAUUUAUUUCAUUUAGCUCCUGCUCCAAUCUGAGAGAAGAGUCUAUGUUCGUAAUACUGUUCUCCCACUCAAAUUGGGCUCUAAGCUGGCUGGAAAUGCUGGGGGAAAGAAAAGGCAGGGAAGUAUGGAAAGGAGACAUGCUUAGGAAAGGGUCAGGCUCAUCUUGAGAGCCCACAUUCCUGAUGCCUGCAACCUUCUCACACUGAAUUAUAAUCAGGACUGUAUGGUUGUCUCUGAGCUCUCGUCAAGGUGCCUUAGUGUCUGACCAGGGGAAGACAGCAACUUUUCUUAGGACUGAAUAAACUGAAUUCCUUUCUCUGACACAGAGCUGCUAGGUAGUCAGUAACUUU